Messenger RNA from Lepus europaeus (European hare), 3689 nucleotides. It is a transcript of the gene PRPF4, whose product is annotated as pre-mRNA splicing tri-snRNP complex factor PRPF4. The record is from RefSeq and is a predicted model, not a curated record. NCBI's taxonomy places the organism in Eukaryota, Metazoa, Chordata, Mammalia, Lagomorpha, Leporidae. Gene Ontology annotation, cellular component: U4/U6 x U5 tri-snRNP complex. Gene Ontology annotation, molecular function: U6 snRNA binding; U4 snRNA binding; protein binding. The transcript has 14 exons. Gene Ontology annotation, biological process: mRNA splicing, via spliceosome. Bases 82 to 1650 code for a protein of 522 amino acids.
UCCGCUUUGCUGGGCGCGCGGUGGAUGGUCUGAAACGUAGAGCUCGGGUUUUUCUGGGGCUUGGCUGCUGCGGAGCCCAGCAUGGCUUCGUCACGAGCCUCCUCCACGCAGGCAACCAAAACUAAAGCGCCUGAUGACCUGGUGGCUCCCGUGGUGAAGAAGCCACAUAUUUAUUAUGGAAGUCUGGAAGAAAAGGAAAGGGAGCGACUGGCCAAAGGAGAAUCUGGGAUUUUGGGAAAAGAAGGACUUAAAGCAGGAAUUGAAGCAGGAAAUAUUAAUAUAACCUCCGGAGAAGUGUUUGAAAUUGAAGAGCACAUCAGUGAGCGGCAGGCGGAGGUAUUGGCCGAGUUUGAGAGGAGGAAGCGGGCCCGGCAGAUCAACGUUUCCACAGAUGACUCGGAGGUCAAGGCUUGCCUUCGAGCCUUGGGGGAGCCCAUCACGCUGUUUGGAGAGGGCCCUGCUGAAAGGAGAGAAAGGUUAAGAAAUAUUCUCUCAGUGGUUGGUACUGAUGCCUUAAAAAAGACCAAAAAAGAUGAUGAGAAAUCUAAGAAGUCCAAAGAAGAGUAUCAGCAGACCUGGUACCACGAGGGACCAAACAGCCUCAAGGUGGCCAGACUGUGGAUUGCCAACUAUUCCCUGCCCAGGGCAAUGAAGCGCUUGGAGGAGGCCCGUCUCCAUAAAGAGAUUCCUGAGACAACACGGACCUCCCAGAUGCAAGAGCUGCACAAGUCUCUCCGGUCUUUGAAUAAUUUCUGCAGUCAGAUUGGAGAUGAUCGGCCUAUCUCCUACUGUCAUUUUAGUCCCAAUUCUAAAAUGCUGGCCACAGCCUGUUGGAGUGGGCUUUGCAAGCUCUGGUCUGUUCCUGACUGUAACCUCCUUCACACUCUGCGAGGCCAUAACACAAAUGUAGGAGCCAUCGUCUUCCAUCCCAAAUCCACCGUGUCCUUAGACCAAAAAGAUGUCAACCUGGCCUCUUGUGCUGCUGAUGGUUCUGUGAAGCUUUGGAGCCUUGAAAGUGAUGAACCAGUGGCAGAUAUUGAAGGCCACACAGUGCGUGUGGCCCGAGUUAUGUGGCAUCCAUCAGGACGCUUCUUGGGCACCACCUGUUACGACCGUUCCUGGCGCUUAUGGGAUCUGGAGGCCCAAGAGGAGAUCCUGCAUCAGGAAGGCCACAGCAUGGGUGUGUACGACAUUGCCUUCCAUCAGGAUGGCUCUUUGGCCGGCACUGGGGGACUGGAUGCAUUCGGUCGAGUUUGGGACCUGCGCACAGGACGGUGUAUCAUGUUCCUAGAAGGCCACCUCAAGGAAAUCUAUGGAAUAAACUUCUCCCCCAAUGGCUACCACAUCGCAACUGGCAGCGGUGACAACACCUGCAAAGUGUGGGACCUGCGACAGCGGCGCUGUGUCUAUACCAUCCCUGCCCAUCAGAACUUGGUGACUGGCGUCAAGUUUGAGCCUAUCCAUGGGAACUUCUUGCUCACCGGUGCCUAUGAUAACACAGCCAAGAUCUGGACCCACCCCGGCUGGUCCCCACUGAAGACUUUGGCUGGUCACGAAGGCAAAGUGAUGGGCCUAGACAUUUCUUCUGACGGGCAGCUCAUAGCCACUUGCUCCUAUGACAGAACCUUCAAGCUCUGGAUGGCUGAGUAGACAAGGCGAUGGACAAAGGACUCUGAGUUCAAGCUCUCCUAAGGAGCCAUUUUCCUCAAAAGAAAAGAAUUGAUGUAUUUUGUUCUAUCAUGUUUCCCACCAAUUACCAUGCGUAGACCCUCAAUAGAAUUGUAUUUCCAUGCCAGCUGUGGGCAGGCAGCUGAACCCCUUUCAUGGUUGCCACAAAGCACAAACUGUGUAGACCUUAUUAAGCUCUGGUCUGAAUGCCCUGUCACCUCCCUCACAGCACUCAGCAUUGUGACUGACUCUUCCCAUUUUAAAUUCGUGAAACUUGGCUCUCCAUAACAUGGUACGUGCUUCAGGACCACAUGUGACCUAGAGAGCAAGGCGGCUGGACUGCACUGUGGAAGCUCCCCCAUGCAUUGUUAGCCCAUGCCUGGCAGCCAGCACCUCUGCUCUCUGGGAGACUGGGAGGCAGAGCCGCCAGCGCCGCUGUGCAGUAAAGAACCCCGUAGGGCUCCCUGGGAGCUCCAGCUGCAUCAGAACCGAACAUGUGCCUUGUCAGAAAGUCUCUUCCACUUCGCUUUGAAGUUCAGCAUCCUUCAUGCUACGCUAAAGCAAGGCCGUUGUGUCAAGAGUCAAAGAAAUUUCUAGAAAGCAAAGUGGGGUCUGUUGUACAGUCUUCUUUCUAUUGGUUAUUUAAAGGAUGUGCUUCAUGUUUUUGAUAGAAUUUUCUGUCGAAGUAUCCAAAAACAUCCCUAAUGGCUAGUCCUAAGCAUAAACUUCUUUUUCUUUAUUACACACUGACUAAGAGUAAAACCCUGUUCUGAAAACUAUCCUUUUAAGAUUUAUUUUCUACGGUUAAAUAUUUUCUGAAUCCCAGUCAUUGGUCCAUAGAGGUCUUUUUUUUUAGCUUGGAGUGUAGCAGAUCUCACCUAUGAACUACUCCAGAUUCUGUCUCCUCCGGAAGCCCUCUGUUGGCAGUAUUUUAAAUAAAAUGGAGGGCUGUUUGCAUGUGGGCCAGGCUCCCAGUGAGGUGUGUCUGUCGGUCAGUCAUACAGCAGUACCCUCACCUCUUCCCACCAUGAAGACACAGCCUCUGAACUUCAGUAUUACAAAGUAAGUUCACACAGAAGUAAGGAUUGGUGGAAACAAGUAUCAGGUAUAGAGGAAAAGUAAGGAUUUAUAUGGUGACUUUCCCUUGGAUGUUCAAAACACCAUCCCCCCUCCUUAUUUGAGCUGAGAGACAGAGCUUCAUCCGUUGGUUCAUUCCCCACAUGGCCGCAACUGCCAGCACUGGUCUAGGCCGAAAUCAGGAGCCUGGAACUCAAUGCAGGUUUCCCACGGCGGUAGCAGCAACCCAAGCACUCGAACCGUCACCUGCUGCCUCCCAAGUGGUCCAUGAGCAGGAAACAGGACUGAAACUAGCAACUGUGAUAGGGAAUGGCAGUGUCCUAAGCGGUAAUUUAACCAGUGUGCCUGUCACCCGCCCCCACAGCCUUUUAUUCGCUGUUCCAGAGGGGCUGGCUUUAUUGGAGUCUGUUUAACUGGUGGUCAAACAUCCUGUUCUCAUGUAUAACCAAAGGGUUGCAUUUCCUGUGUAGUUCAGCUUCUGAGGCCUCAGGUCUCCCUUUGUUGGGUAUGUUAUGGAAUUUACUAAGUUCUCUUUCCUUCAUAGAAAAUUCUUAUCAGAAAUUAUUUUUCGUUACUAUCUGUCGUAUUAAUUCCCUUAGGCAUGUUUUCUUGUUUGUUUUGGGAUGCUGUUCCAGGAGGUAGCAGUUGAGUGGAAACGUUUCGUCCCCGCCUUUGGCAGAACAGAUACCUCCUGGCCACAGGAAGUAGAUGCCAUUGUAAGUGGGUAGCUGAGAAGCAGCGGCACCUCACGAUCAAGGUGAGCUGCACGCCCUAGCCCUAGCCCUAGCCCUAGCGGUCGGUUAAUGAAGCACCUGCUUACACUGCUCCAGGCACGUUCACACAUCGUGUUGACCCUUCACACUUUCACGAGUUUAUUGCCUUUUUACAGGCAAAACAGGCUCAAAGAAGUCAACUAACUUGUUCAGAGUUACUCAGUAAAUGGU